Molecule: messenger RNA, 3042 nt
Organism: Sphaerodactylus townsendi
Lineage: Eukaryota; Metazoa; Chordata; Lepidosauria; Squamata; Sphaerodactylidae
Product: zinc finger protein 345-like
Exons: 5
Coding region: 475-2715 (746 amino acids)
Biological process (GO): negative regulation of transcription by RNA polymerase II; regulation of cytokine production; regulation of immune system process
Source: RefSeq, a predicted model, not a curated record
CCCGCGCGAUUCCGCGCCCAGGAGGAGGAGGAGGUGGUGGUGGUGGUGGAGGCGGCAACCCCGGGGUUUCAAGCCACGCACCUUUGCACAGCUGCAAGCUACAGGUAUUUGAAAGAGCGGGUCGUUAAUAUAGCAAAACCCACUAUUUCUCCAUACUCGCCGGAGAAUCAGCAGAAAGAGAGGCUGCAACUCCCAGGCACCCUCUCCUGAGAGGAUGUCCCAUUAAUUCAGCGGGGCUGAUCUCCUAGUGAACCUGGAUGGGAUCCGGCCGCUUGUUGCUCCCUCCCCUGCAACACCCGUCGCGCGCAGAAGUUUCUUGGCACCUGAGCUCAGCAGGAUUUAUUCUCAAGUGGACCGGAUUUGGUGCAGUGGAGACAAGAUUGGCCGUUCUGCCACAUGGUUUAGAGUAGAGGACGCGUCACAAGUCCGCAGUUUUGCUGAAGUACUUUUGUUCAUCUCUUAGAGAGCGACAUCAUGCAAGAGAACUAUGAGAAUGUGAUCUCAUUGGCGGAGGAGAUUGCGAUCAGCUGGCCAAGGAUAACUGCUUUUGCGGAGUCCCACAGAAGGAGAGGGCUGAUGACUGAUAUAGAGCCUGAACAAGGCCAAGUGGAACAAGUCCCGGUGCACGACACAGUGGCGGCAGGCCCCAGUGAAGGCGGGAUAAACAUUGACCUCCGGCGGCAGCUAGGCCUCAUCCUACAGACAGCUGGCAGGAGCCAGGUUGAGAAGAUGCUGCGGGAGCUAGUGAAGGAGCAGAGCCAAGAUAGCAAACGAAGACCCCGGAAGAAGGCCCUGAGGAGCCCCAAACAUGAAGUUGCUGAUGGGAAUGAAGAGGACCCACAGGCGGAAGAUGACAGCUCAGAGAAAGAGGAGCCACCUGGUUCCCCACUGGGUACAUCUGAUGGCCCAGAUGAGGGUGACGCCAGUAAAAGCCAGGGCCAGCUCGGCUCCGAGGUACAACAGCUGCCACAGGUGCCACCUGUGCAUCACAGGGAGGGGAAGACAUCCAGAAAACUGAAAGACCAGCCUGCAGGUUCUGCUACAGCAGACAAUCCAGGAGUCUGUGUUGAGUGUGGGAAGAAGAACUUGGGAAGUAAUGGGCGAGGCCACAACCUGCCCACGCCGGAGAGACCGCAUCAGUGUGCUGAGUGUGGGCGGUGCUUCCGGCAGCGCUCCAUCUUGGCCAAACACCAAAAGAUCCACACCGGUGAGAAACCCUACCCGUGCACGGCAUGUGGCAAGCGGUUCAACCGCAGCUCCAAUUUGGCACAACAUCAGCGCGUGCACACAGGAGAGCGCCCCUUCCCCUGUGCCGCCUGUGGCAAGGCCUUCACCCAGAAAUCGGACCUGGAGCGGCAUCAGCGGGUGCACACAGGGGAGCGGCCCUACGCGUGCCAAGAUUGCAGCAAGCGCUUCUCCGUCAGCUCCCACCUCGACCGUCACAGGCGCACGCACCAACACAAUCACCAGGAGGAAUCCCCGGCUGCCACCCCGGCCCCGUCUGCCCACUGCUGCCCCGAUUGCGGGAAAUGUUUCGGCCAGCGCGCGGCACUGUCCAAGCACCGUAAGACUCAUUCCGGGGAGCGUCCUUACCCGUGCAAUGCCUGUGGCAAGCGUUUCAGUCGCAGCUCCAAUUUGGCGCAACAUCAGCGCAUCCACACCGGCGAGCGCCCGUUCCCCUGCAGUGACUGUGGAAAACGGUUCAUCCAACGCUCUGACCUGGAGCGCCACCAGCGGGUGCACACUGGCGAGCGCCCCUAUACGUGUGCUCAGUGUGGCCGGGGUUUCUCCGUGAGCUCUCACCUUGACCGGCACCAGAGAGUCCACCAGGCCCAGGCUGCUGCAGCCGCCGCGCACCGCUGCCCCGAGCACGUGAAAGGCUUCCUCCUUAGCGCGGGAGGCAAGCAGCUCCUCAAACACCAGCUCUUCAGCAGCAAGGGUCGUCUCACAUGCAGCGGCCACUGCUUGGACUGCGGCAAGAGCCUGGGCAAAGUCCCCCCUCAGUUGCCGGUGCCCCCGGUUGAGAAGCCCUUCAAGUGUGAAGACUGUGGGAAGGCGUUCGCCCAGCGCUCGGCCUUGGUCAAGCAUCAGCGCAUCCACACGGGGGAGAAGCCCUUUUCCUGCACGGACUGUGGGAAGGCCUUCAUCCAGAAGUCAGACUUGACCAUACACCGCCGCAUGCACACCGGCGAGAAGCCGUACCGCUGCGACACGUGCGGCAAGUGCUUCAGCGUCAGCUCCAACCUGCUCACUCACCAGCGCACCCACUUGGGAGAGAAGCCCUACACGUGCGGGGACUGCGGCAAGGCCUUCAUCCAGCGCUCAGAGCUCACCAUCCACCAGCGUACCCACACCGGGGAGAAGCCCUACAAGUGCAGCAUCUGCGGCAAGUGCUUUAGUCGCAGCUCCCACCUCAACCGCCAUCAGCGUACCCAUAGCAACGACAAGGCCUCGAUUGCCACUGGCUUGGCUCCUGCCUCACUGGUGACUGUUGGCACCCCCAAGCCUACCACUCCUCUAUCGGCCUUCUCUGCUUCUUACGCCUCGCCCAGCCCUCUUCCGACCUUGCCUUCCUUCCCCUCCUCUCCGUCGUCCCUCUCCAUCCCUUCUUUGGACCUGCCUUGGUCUCUUUCUUUCCCGUCCCGGGGCUUUCCGCAUCAGUCUUUCCCUUCUCCUGUUCCAGGCAGUGCUCAGACUUCAUCCCUAAUAAACUAGCCCUUUCCUUUCGAAAGACUUAUGUUCCUGGCUCAUCACCUCUCCCCAACUUUGCCUUUUUAUCCUACUUCCCUAACAAAUGAAGAGCCACAAGUUGCUGCACAAAUGUACAUAAUCAUGUGGUGGAUGCCUCUCAACACAGGCUCUCGUUGGUGGUUACUUUGUUGUGUGAGGAAAGAGCUGGCGAAUGACAGAAGAGCCCUGUGCUCUUCAAACUGAGAGACACAGGCCCUUUCCCCACUCACUGUUUGCUGUGCGCUACUCUCGCCGAGUAGCGCGGGGUCCAACUGCACUCCCCACUACAGGGGCGGCUACAACGCAGCCGCC